UCUAUCACCUUAACAAGUUGUUGAAGAUGGAAAUUGACAUGUCAAAGAUAACUCUUCGCCCAUUCAAGCUAGAAGACGCCGAUGACUUCCUCUUAUUCGCAGGCGACGAUCAGUUCACCGAGAACCUGAGGUGGAAAACACUGGCUUCAAAGCAAGAAGCUUUGGAUCACAUCAAGGAUGUGUGUAUUCCCCAUCCAUGGCGUCGAUCAAUAUGCAUCGACGAUCGUUCGAUCGGGUUCGUUUCUAUAUUUCCAUUCUCCGGCGAUGAAGACAAACAUAAGGCCAAUUUUGGAUAUGGCGUUGCGGUCAAGUAUUGGGGACAUGGGAUUGCGACGAAAGCAGCGAAACUGGCAGUGUCUCGAUUCUUUCUUGAUUUCCCAGAAGUGGUAAGGCUUGAAGCAUAUGUGGACGUGGAGAAUUUGGGUUCUCAAAAGGUUGUUGAGAAGGCAGGGUUUCAAAAGGAAGGGUUGUUAAGGAAAUAUGCAUUUAUUAAAGGCAAAUCAAGAGAUUUGGUUUUAUAUAGUUUUUGUCCACUGAUUUUCCUGUUGCUGCAGGCGAAGGUUGUCAUAGUUAAGCCGUGAGAGCUUCUCUAUGAAAAGAUCGUAGGACUUAAUAAUUUCAUGUAGAUUCCCUCGUAUGUUUUGAUGUCCAAUAAA
Molecule: messenger RNA, 656 nt
Organism: Hibiscus syriacus
Lineage: Eukaryota; Viridiplantae; Streptophyta; Magnoliopsida; Malvales; Malvaceae
Product: putative [ribosomal protein S5]-alanine N-acetyltransferase
Exons: 1
Coding region: 27-581 (184 amino acids)
Molecular function (GO): acyltransferase activity, transferring groups other than amino-acyl groups
Source: RefSeq, a predicted model, not a curated record